AUGCCCGGUGGAGGAGGAAUGUUCCCGGGUGGAGGAGGAAUGUUCCAGGGUGGAGGUUUUGGGCAAGGUGGAUUUGGACAAAUGUUGGAAGGUGGUUUAUCUUCUAUGAUGCAUGGCGGUGGUGGCUUCCCUAUGGGCGGUUUCAUGAAUCAAAUGGGAGGUGGCGGUGGUUUUCCAAUGGGAGGUGGCGGUGGUUUCCCAAUGGGCGGUGGCGGGAGUUUUCCAAUGGGUGGUGGCGGCGGGUUUGAACAGCAAUUAAUAGGCGGGUUCGCAAAUCAGUUGAUGCACCGCUUUUUGUAG
This is a messenger RNA of Didymodactylos carnosus, 300 nucleotides long. The record is from the annotation of a GenBank genome assembly. NCBI's taxonomy places the organism in Eukaryota, Metazoa, Rotifera, Eurotatoria, Philodinida, Philodinidae.